CCAACCGACUCUGGACGCUUGAUUCCCGGCGCUGCUAUUCCCAUUCGUCUCAGUCCUUGACUGCACCUAUCUCGAGGCACGCAGCAAACCACACGAGGGUCGUCAAGGUUCUCAGCUCUUGCGCGUUACCUUCGGACGCUCCAUCCUUUCCUGGGCUUUUCACCGAAAGGCGCAUCCUGCAACACGUGAAUUCUCCUUCCCCAACAAGGAUUGUUGCCUUUUUCGCCGAUAAUACCGUGCAAGACAGCGGACUUCAUCUCCUAUUGGAUAGGGAACUGGAUCCUAGUGUUGUGCAUUCCUCGUGACAGUGUGUCGUCUUGCGCUAUUAUCGUCAUCCUUCGAGAAAUCCGACGUUUCUUUCAGCGCGUUGCGGACCAGCGUGCAUCACAGACACGCACACACUGGGCCCAUCCAUCACUCACUGCCCCUCUCCAAUACGACAGAUUCAGGGUGCGCCGCAGCGAUUCGAGACUAUCCCAAGAUGCGUCAGCGGCUUUACCGACAGAUUUUAGUCGGCCGAGAGGACGGUGAUGCUGUGGCGGCAGUUCCUGAAUGUGAGGUCUCGCCGGCGAGCACAGAUCACUGGGGCCUGCGAAUUGCCUCCAUCUUUAUCAUCCUUGUCGGCUCAGCCUUGGGAGCUCUUUUACCUGUCAUUCUCGCGAGGACCUCUAAACUGCGGGUACCCAGGUUAUGUUUCUUCGUCGCCAAGUACUUCGGCACCGGCGUGAUCCUUGCAACCGCCUGGAUGCACCUACUCUCACCGGCCUCCGACAACCUCCGUGAUGAGUGCCUUGCAAACAUUCUGCCCGACUACGAUUGGGCCAUGGGUAUUGCCCUGAUGACAGUGAUGGUCAUGUUCCUCAUGGAGAUCAUUGUCUCGCGGUUUGACUUUGGCUUUGGCUCUGUGCACGGUCACGGUCAUGAGCACGACGGGAAAGCCAAGGGUUCCGACGAAGCGGGUCUCGAGGCAGCGGGUUCUGAAAAGUCAACCGGGACCGCCAUGCCUGCUCAGAGCACUGCUGGGGCCGCUGGUACAGGCUUUUUCAACCGAACUGGGACUUCGGGCCUGGCCAUCAACGACGUCAGUUACCCUCCUGGCGGAGAGGACCACCUGGGUCACCAGCGGGAUCAUUUCGAAGGCGACGAGCACGCCAAUUACGCCGCACAGAUCACAGCCAUCUUCGUCCUGGAGUUCGGCGUCAUCUUCCACUCCAUCUUCAUUGGCCUUACGCUUGCGGUCACUGAUAACUUCAUCGUCUUGUUUAUUGUCCUUGUCUUCCACCAGACCUUCGAGGGACUCGGAUUGGGUGCGCGUCUUGGCACGGCGACCUGGCCGUCCGGCGUUCGGAGAUACACGCCACAUCUGCUCGCAAUGCUGUACGCAAUCAGCACGCCAUUUGCCAUUGGCAUGGGGCUUGUUGCGAGCAAGUCGCUGGCUCUUGAAGCCGCCACAAGCAGGGUUGUAAACGGAGUGUUUGAUGCCAUCAGCGGCGGCAUCCUCAUGUACACGGCCCUCGUCGAGCUUGUGGCGCAUGAGUUUAUGUUCAACCCGGAGAUGCGGAAAGCGGGCCUUGGGAUGCAGCUUUCGGCGUACACCUGCGUAGCCUUGGGCGCAGGCUUGAUGGCUCUCCUGGCCAACUGGGCCUGACGUACCGGAGCGGCCGGUAUUUGGAUGUAUGGCAUGCGGGCAAUCUGGCGCUUCUCUCCAAGAACGGACGCCUGUUGCUUGUUCGCUGAGGUGCCGAAAGUG
Molecule: messenger RNA, 1750 nt
Organism: Thermothelomyces thermophilus ATCC 42464
Lineage: Eukaryota; Fungi; Ascomycota; Sordariomycetes; Sordariales; Chaetomiaceae
Exons: 2
Coding region: 482-1648 (388 amino acids)
Biological process (GO): zinc ion import across plasma membrane
Cellular component (GO): plasma membrane
Molecular function (GO): low-affinity zinc ion transmembrane transporter activity
Source: RefSeq, a predicted model, not a curated record